Messenger RNA from Tripterygium wilfordii, 1037 nucleotides. RefSeq names its product LOB domain-containing protein 11-like. The record is from RefSeq and is a predicted model, not a curated record. NCBI's taxonomy places the organism in Eukaryota, Viridiplantae, Streptophyta, Magnoliopsida, Celastrales, Celastraceae. The coding region runs from base 84 to 704 and encodes 206 amino acids. The transcript has 2 exons.
CAUUUGCUGCUUCGAGCACCCCACACACUCACACGCUCUUUCUGAAAAGCUGAAAAGUAAAACAAAAAGGGUUUGCGAGAGAGAUGGAGAUGAAGUAUUGUGACACAGCCGCUGCUACUUCAUCUCCUCAACAAUCUAAUUCUCCUAAAUCUUCUUCCCCUUCUUCUCCUUCAACUCCUCCUCCUCCUCCGCCGCAAGUGGUCAUUAGUCCCUGUGCUGCUUGUAAGAUAUUGCGGCGGCGGUGUGCCGAGAAAUGUGUGUUGGCACCUUACUUUCCGCCCACUGAACCCGCCAAGUUCACCAUCGCCCACCGCGUCUUCGGUGCGAGCAACAUCAUCAAGUUCUUGCAAGAAUUGCCAGAAUCUCAAAGGCCAGAUGCAGUGAGCAGCAUGGUUUACGAAGCAAGUGCAAGAAUCAGAGACCCUGUUUAUGGAUGUGCAGGAGCAAUCUGUCAACUACAAAAACAAGUUGUGGAGCUCCAAGCACAGUUAGCCAAGGCGCAAGCUGAAAUAGCCAACAUGCAAUGCCAGCAAACCAACCUUGUGGCCUUAAUCUGCAUGGAAAUGUCACAACAAUCCCCUCAGUCUUCAUCUCCACAACAAUCCGUCGACAAUUUCAUUACGAGCCCAGAGAGUUACCAAAGCGACCCAUGCUUCAUCGACGACAAUAAUUUAGGGUCGCUCUGGGAGCCACUCUGGACAUGAAUAUAUAUAUACAUAUCGGAUCGGAGAGAGACUGUUUUCAUGAAUUGAAGCAAAAAACAUGAAUUAUCAAUUACUUAACCGAUAUUACUACUUCGAGAUGUACCAAUGAAGUCCUCCUAACUCGAGAGCUGAUAAUUGCUCUAAUGGGAAGGAGGAGUUGAACGACAAUAUUAGUUGAUUAGUCUAAUAAGUUAUAUAAUUAUGUGAACUUUCAAAGCAUGUUGGGGGGAAGAAAUUACCUAAUUAAAUUAGGAUCUAAUCUCUUUGUUAAAGCUUAAAGAAGUUCACAAUGAGUCAUUUUCUUCCAUAUAUGAUAUUUAAUUUAUGUUACAA